Messenger RNA from Diutina rugosa, 1923 nucleotides. It is a transcript of the gene SSA2, whose product is annotated as Hsp70 family chaperone. Gene Ontology annotation, molecular function: misfolded protein binding; heat shock protein binding; ATP-dependent protein folding chaperone. Gene Ontology annotation, cellular component: plasma membrane; cytosol; cytoplasm. The transcript has a single exon. Gene Ontology annotation, biological process: cellular response to unfolded protein; vesicle-mediated transport; SRP-dependent cotranslational protein targeting to membrane, translocation. The record is from RefSeq and is a predicted model, not a curated record. Bases 1 to 1923 code for a protein of 640 amino acids. NCBI's taxonomy places the organism in Eukaryota, Fungi, Ascomycota, Pichiomycetes, Serinales, Debaryomycetaceae.
AUGGGUAAGGCUGUUGGUAUUGAUUUGGGGACCACCUACUCGUGUGUCGCCCACUUUGCGAAUGACAGAUGUGACAUCAUCGCCAACGACCAAGGUAACAGAACCACUCCCUCGUUCGUCGCCUUCACCGACACCGAAAGAUUGAUUGGUGAAGCCGCCAAGAACCAGGCCGCCAUGAACCCCGCCAACACCGUGUUCGACGCCAAGCGUUUGAUCGGGCGCAAGUUCGACGACCCCGAAGUGCAAAACGACGCCAAGCACUUCCCUUUCAAGUUGGUCGACCAAGGUGGCAAGCCCAAGAUCCAAGUUGAAUUCAAGGGCGAAACCAAGGUGUUCACCCCUGAAGAAAUCUCGUCGAUGGUGUUGACCAAGAUGAAGGAAACCGCCGAAGCUUACUUGGGCGACAAGGUCUCCGACGCCGUCGUCACCGUCCCCGCUUACUUCAACGACUCGCAAAGACAAGCCACCAAGGACGCUGGUUUGAUCGCCGGUCUUAACGUGAUGAGAAUCAUCAACGAACCCACCGCCGCCGCCAUCGCCUACGGUUUGGACAAGAAGUCGGACCAAGAAAAGAACGUGUUGAUCUUCGACUUGGGUGGUGGUACUUUCGACGUGUCGUUGUUGUCGAUCGAAGACGGGAUCUUCGAAGUCAAGGCCACCGCCGGUGACACUCACUUGGGUGGUGAAGAUUUCGACAACAGAUUGGUCAACCACUUCAUCCAAGAAUUCAAGCGCAAGAACGGUAAGGACAUCACCGGCAACCAAAGAGCGUUGAGAAGAUUGAGAACCGCCUGUGAACGUGCCAAGAGAACCUUGUCGUCGUCGGCGCAAACCUCGAUCGAAAUCGACUCGUUGUACGAAGGUGUCGACUUCUACACUUCGAUCACCAGAGCCAGAUUCGAAGAAUUGUGUCAAGACUUGUUCCGCGCCACCAUGGAACCCGUGGAAAAGGUGUUGAAGGACUCGAAGAUCGACAAGUCGCAAGUCGACGAAAUCGUCCUCGUCGGUGGUUCCACCAGAAUCCCCAAGGUGCAAAAGUUGGUCUCGGACUUUUUCAACGGUAAGGAACCCAACAGAUCGAUCAACCCCGACGAAGCCGUCGCCUACGGUGCCGCCGUCCAGGCCGCCAUCUUGUCGGGUGACACCUCGUCCAAGACCCAAGACUUGUUGUUGUUGGACGUCACCCCCUUGUCGCUCGGUAUCGAAACCGCCGGUGGUAUCAUGACCACCUUGGUGAAGAGAAACUCGACCAUCCCCACCAAGAAGACCGAAACCUUCUCCACUUACGCCGACAACCAACCCGGUGUGUUGAUUCAAGUCUUCGAAGGUGAAAGAGCCAAGACCAAGGACAACAACUUGCUCGGUAAGUUCGAAUUGUCGGGCAUCCCCCCCGCCCCCAGAGGUGUUCCUCAAAUCGAAGUCACCUUCGACUUGGACGCUAACGGGAUCUUGAACGUCUCCGCCGUCGAAAAGGGUACCGGUAAGUCGCAAAAGAUCACCAUCACCAACGACAAGGGUAGAUUGUCGAAGGAAGAAAUCGAAAAGAUGGUCAACGACGCCGAAAAGUACAAGGAAGAAGACGAAGCCGAAGCCGCCAGAAUCCAAGCCAAGAACGGUUUGGAAUCGUACGCUUACUCGUUGAAGACCACCUUGAACAACGACGAAACCAAGGGCAAGUUGGAACAAGGCGACAUCGACACCGUCACCAAGGCCGCCGAAGAAACCAUCGCCUGGUUGGACUCGAACCAAACUGCCACCAAGGAAGAAUACGCCGACAAGCAAAAGGAAUUGGAAGGUGUGGCCAACCCCAUCAUCUCCAAGAUCUACGCCGCCGGUGGUGCUCCUGGCGGCAUGCCCGGCGGCAUGCCCGGUGGUGCCCCUGAAGAACCCGCCGCCGGCCCCACCGUCGAAGAAGUCGACUAA